This is a messenger RNA of Pangasianodon hypophthalmus (striped catfish), 2179 nucleotides long. It is a transcript of the gene sgk2a, whose product is annotated as serum/glucocorticoid regulated kinase 2a. Lineage: Eukaryota; Metazoa; Chordata; Actinopteri; Siluriformes; Pangasiidae. The transcript has 13 exons. Gene Ontology annotation, biological process: protein phosphorylation. Gene Ontology annotation, molecular function: protein serine/threonine kinase activity; ATP binding. The coding region runs from base 357 to 1442 and encodes 361 amino acids. The record is from RefSeq and is a predicted model, not a curated record.
ACACACACACACACACACACACACACACAGAGCUCCUUAGCCCCAACUUAAGUUGAUCAUUCACUCAAGUGUUUGAUAUUUACUGCCAGCAUUUAAAGCAACACUUUUAAAUGAUGCAAAGCAGAUCAACGCUGUAAAAACGGGUUUCUGGGGGGAAAAAGGUUCGAGACACGACGCCCAGCCACAAACCUGCAGAUCCAGUUUUUCACUGCUGCCUCUAUACGCCGAGCAGAAAACACUCCACAUAGUGGUCGAGUCAUCAGACUUUAAUGAUUUGCCUUUCACACACACACACACACGCAGGUCAGAUGUAGAGUGUUCUCUGUGAGCGGGUCACACCGGAAUGGGACAGAGAGAUGGCACACUACAUGCAGUCACCGACAGCGUCACAGAGCGACGUGAAUCUAGGAGCAUCGGCAAAUCCUCAUGCCAAACCCACUGACUUUGACUUUCUGGCCGUGAUCGGAAAGGGAACGUUUGGCAAAGUGCUUCUGGCUAAACUCAAAGCAGAUGGGAAAUUUUAUGCCGUGAAGGUUCUGCAGAAAAAAGUCAUAUUAAAGAAAAAAGAGCAAAAGAAUAUAAUGGCUGAGAGGAACGUUCUGCUGAAGAGCCUGAAGCACCCCUUCCUCGUCGGCCUUCAUUACUCAUUUCAGACCUCAGAGAAGCUUUAUUUCGUCCUCGACUACGUUAACGGAGGAGAGUUAUUCUUCCACCUUCAGAGAGAGCGAUGUUUCUCAGAACCGCGUGCACGUUUCUACAUCGCAGAGGUGGCGAGCGCCAUCGGCUACCUGCAUUCCCUCAACAUCGUUUACAGGGAUUUGAAACCAGAAAACAUCCUGUUAGAUGCACAGGGCCAUGUGGUGCUGACUGAUUUUGGCUUGUGUAAAGAAGGACUGGAACCAGAAGCCACCACGACCACGUUUUGUGGAACACCAGAGUAUCUCGCUCCAGAGGUGCUUCGGAAGGAGCCUUACGACCGCACGGUGGACUGGUGGUGCCUUGGUGCCGUGCUGUACGAGAUGCUCUUUAGCCUCCCCCCGUUCUACCGCCGUGAUGUAGCAGAGAUGUACGAUGCCAUCUUGCACAAGCCCCUGCAGAUACCUCCUGGGAAAUCCGACGCGGUGUGUCACCUGCUGCAUGGACUUCUUCAGAAAGACCAGCAUUGCCGGUUAGGGGCCAUCGCUGACUUUCUGGAGAUUAAAAAUCACAUUUUCUUCAACCAUAUAAACUGGGAUGAUCUUUACCACAAGCGGCUCACUCCACCAUACAACCCUAAUGUGAGAGGCCCGGCUGACCUCCAGAACAUCGAUCCAGAAUUCACCAGAGAGAUGGUGCCCAACUCUGUGGGCCGAACUCCGGAGCUGAGCGCCAGCCUGGCCACCAGCAGCUCCAACGCCUUCAGCGGCUUCUCCUACGUAUCCAGUGAGAACAGCUUCCUCUGACUCAACCAGACUAGAGUUUUGAUCUCUUCAUCAGUUCUGCUGAGUGGCUGUAAAAAUCCCCCAGCAUCUGAACAGAGCGACUCUUCCUUCUACUAUCAGAUGUACCAAAUGACCUGGAAGACUUUUUUUUUUUUUUCUUCUCUCUGCACUGACUGCAGUCUCUCCACUGCUUUGGUUGAACCUCAGAGCACAAAUUUAAAACACCAGCACUGAACACCCAAAUGCUUUGGAUGUCUUGAAUUCUAGCAUUAAGAAGUCGAGUAGGUGAGAACGUACACAAUAUAACUACCUUUUCUUUAUCAUGUAAGUGUUUUAGAUGCGUCAUAAUAUUUCAACUUGAAGAUGAAGCACUGUGAAAAGCUCAAACGCUAUUAAAGAAACAGCUUUGCUGCAAAACGUGAGCCGAACGGUAUAAAAUGUAGGUUCCUGUUUUUAUUCCUUCUCAACUGUGAACUUCACAGUCAGUUUUCUGAUGCCGCCCUCCAUUUAGGUUCUUUACUGGAUAAUUUAAUAAAAUAUAAUUCUAAAAGAGGACAUUAUGUAUAAACAAAGCGUCCACAUUUAAAUACUGUAAUCGGGGGAAAAAUAUAAGACGGCUUUUUAACUAUAUAGCUGUUGUUGAAGUUUUAUAUUUAAGAGUAUAUGAUUGGUAAUGAUAAUUACAUGUUGUGAGUGAAGCCUAUAUUUUAAAGAACAUGGUAUUGAUAUGAACAAAAUAAAAACGUGUUGUUGGUUAA